AUGGAGGAGAGUUGUUUGCUGUCACCGCACUGCCGCCUCCUUGAGGAUGCUCUUUUGAGUGGUCCUUCCCACUCAACUCCUCCACGAGCGCCCCGGUCGAUUCUGACGCGAUCCUGUGAGGACCGGCCAGACCGCAGGCAUCCAUUUGCUACGCGUAUGCUCUCUGAUUUUAGUAAAACUUGUGCCGACCGGAGAAAAAGAAGUGAUGCUACUACUAGCAGCAGCAGCCGUCGCAGCCGCAGCGAUCAAGUCGCUCUGUGUGCGAAUGUUUCGCAAGGGGGAGGCAGACAUCACGAAAGAAGGGUGGGACCCCGGUGCCUCAGAACACAAAAGGCGGGGGAAGCUCUAUCUAGCUCAAAAAAUAAUGUUGAAGAAGACGCCGAAGAAGACACUCCCCUUAAUUCGGAUCCCACGCGACUGACCUUCCUGUCAGUAAAUACGGGAAACUCAAAUCAAGAUGGAGUUGGGGAGGCCAAUCAGCCGACCGAUGUAAACCCUGAUGCUGCUUCGGCAGCUAGAGCAGGAACCUCAAUAGUUGGUUCCUCUGGACAGGAUGGUGUUGGUCCCAGUUCGGGUAACUUGCAAGAACCCAGGGAUUCCGCUGCAUCCCCAAUGGACGUCAUAAGACAUCGCCUGAACACCCUGGCCACGGAGAUGCGAAGCGAUAAUGCGGAGCUCUCCGCCAUGAUCCGCAACACGACCGCCCUAUCGAACGGCGCUGCCGCUAUGGACAGAGUUUCAUAUGCACGACAGUCACAGAUGCCUCCUGCGCUGGGUGGCAUGACGGAGCUCAGACGCAGUCUUAAGACCCUCGUUGAUGAGAUGCGAAACGAAAACCAACAGCUUGAAUCUGCCAUGUUAGCCUCCUACAUUGAAGCCCAGAAGCAGGCUGCGGCGCCUAAUCCAGCCGAGCGGAUGCUGGUAAGAGCGCUCAAUGAGUUGAAGACCUGUGUACAGACUCUUGCCGGCGAGUUUUCAGACCUGAUUCAAAGGCAGAACUCUAGGGUCGAUGAAGUGCCGAAUUUGCGGACACAGGCCUCACCCUCGGAGGUGACUCACAGUGCGCUAGCAUCUAUCCUCUCGGGCCUGAACCCUGAAGGACAGUCUGCAAGCAUUACUAGGGGACCCUCGGGCCUAAUCGACAACGGCGUGGUCUUGACGGACGGGCAAGAUGGGAGUUCGCAGUUCCAGCCAACCGAUUUCGACGCGGCACGCCUGUCAAAUCCUUCUUUCGCUUACAAACAAAGCGUAGCGACAAUGAAUUCAGUCAACCGAUCGUUCAGCCAGGGUUCCUUAGCGCAACAACCAAUGCCUUCUGUAGUGGGGGGUUCAGUAGCCUAUCAACCUAGUUUGGCUCUGGGUUCGAACAAGCAAAGCAUAGCGCCGACCUAUCCAGUCAAUCGAUCAUUCAUUCAGAACUCCUUAGCUCAACAGUCGAGCAUACAUCCAGCAAAGUCAGUAAUUGGAGGUCCAGCGGCGUACCAGCCCAGCCAGGCACUGGGACGUUCGAUGAUGCAGUCCAUCAACCCACCCAGUCUUCAACAUUCUAUGAUAGAUCCCAAUCGUCCAACCAUUAGUCAGUCAGAUGGAAGACCCAUUAGUAGCGUGGGGCUGGAAGCCCUGUCAAGGCCGUCGGCUAUGCCCAUGGAACUUCCCAAUCGCGGAACGCAAACUUUUUUCGGAGGAAGGACAACUGACGGUCUCGGAACGGAACCAUCAGAAGUCCGGGUUGACCCCAUUGAGUCCUAUCUGAGGUACCAAAAGGAGCCAUCAAUAAUUACUUCGGAGGCGGAUGAACCGCCUUCAGUUGAGGUUAUUUCCGCACCUGCUGAUCCGGAGAUCAUGAGGGCUCUGGAAGACUUGCGUUCCAGGGUCGUUGCCAUGGGAAAGGAGGUCAUGACCGAGCCUCCUCCUCCGCCACCGCCAGAGAAACCACGCACGCCACCCGUCGACCCUACCAUCAUUCAUGCUCUUGAGGGUAUCCGAGACAGCAUCAAAUCAAUGGCCAGAGCACCUUCCACUGACUCCACCUAUGAGCGCACCAGAAACGAGGAAUUCACAAAUGUCCUGAAGGAGAUUCGCAAGAGUCUCCAAAGCCUGGAAGAGGAGCAGAAGAAGUCACAAGCACCGCCGCCGCCGCCUCCGCCUCCGGUGGGACCUGGCCAACCCGGAGGCUACCCCUUCUAUCCGCAAGCACCGCGACUGCCACCACCUGUGCCUGGACAAACUGGGGCACCACUUGGGGCAGCCCUGGGCACCAGACCUUCAAGUAAUGAGAAUACUGGACCAAUUGAUGGCACCGCCUCACUGGCCUCCUCCCCACUCCCAGUGCCAACGCCACUGCCGGCACAACAAACAGGAGGACAACCGCCUUCAGCCGUGAUGAUACCAGGCCAGGGCCCUGGGGGCUGGCAAAGGCCACCCUACUAUGGCAUGUACGACGACGAUGGUGGUUGCUGUGAGGACUGUUGUUGCGACGACUAUGACUACUACUACGACGAGUAUGAUGAUGAGGAUUAUGAUGAUGACGCGGAGGAAGAAGAAGAAGGGGAGGAGGAGGAGAAGGAAGAUAAAGAUCGGCAUUACGGAGGACGCCGGCGAGGCAGAGGGCGACACCGACGUGUAAAGGAUAAGGCGAAGAAGGGUGAAGAAAAGGAGGCAGCCAAACCGCCAUAUGAUGAAAAGUCCUGUAAGUACCUGCAGCGUCUACUGGACAUGCUGGACCGCUGCACAGAUGGCCCAGGCGGCGAGGGAGCAGGCGAGCAGCCGCCAGCGGGUACCACCGCUCCGGGUACGAUGCCCUCCAUGGGCUACUGGAGACCAUUCCCCGGACUGCCACCAACACCCUUCUACCCUGGAGGAGGUCUGCCGAUUGCCCCCCGGUGGUGUCCCCCACCGCCCACCUGUCCACCGCCUUACGCGGCCGCAAUGGGCAGUCAGUGUCUGAGUCAUACUGACAGCUGCAGCUGUUGUAACAGUGGCGGGGGCCCCCCACCUGGGUCGAAUUUCUAUUGCACGCGGGUGGAUAAGUGA
Molecule: messenger RNA, 3033 nt
Organism: Spirometra erinaceieuropaei
Lineage: Eukaryota; Metazoa; Platyhelminthes; Cestoda; Diphyllobothriidea; Diphyllobothriidae
Source: the annotation of a GenBank genome assembly